AUCAGGACAAAUCACAGAUUUAUAAUUCACAGUUAUCCAAAGGUUCAAGCAUGUUCGGGAAGUGUUUGCGCUUCUCCUUCAAGACGGGUGGAUGAAGAAAGGACGAUUAAUCACAACAACGCAAGAACAACAAAACAUAUCCAAUUCACAAUCCUCCAGAAGUUCGCGCAUGUUCAGGAUGUGUUUGCGGCCUUUGUUAAGACGAGCAGAUGGAGCAGUGGGCAUCCAUUCCUUUAACGAGCAGGUGACGACGACGACGACACCACUGAUGACAACGACGAACAAAAUUCCCAUCAGCUCACUAUCCAAAAUCACCAUUCUGCUUCAUCAGCAGAUGCUACAGCCAACAUGUGCAUCGAAGACGCAACGGGAAUCCAACACCUUCCAUUUCGACGUUGCAAUGAUCCUCCACAAGCCGCCCCUUAUCACACCUAAAAUCUCCUCGAGUAACCUUACUCGAGCCUUGGUGGUGAUUGUAAUGAAAGGGUCAGAUUGGCAUACUACAACAUACACCUACAAAUCCGCGUACAAGUCGCCCCUUAUCUCACAAUAUCCCCUCGCGUAAAUUACUGAGAGGAUUAGAUCAGGAAACCCUUCUACAAGCCGCUCCUUAUCAUACACAACAUCCCCUCGCGUAAGGUUGCUAGUAAGGAAAGGAUCAGAUUAGCAUGCCCAAAACAUAUGCCUCUACAAGUCACCCCUUAUCAGACACAUCUCCUCGCGUAAGUCACUAGUAACGAGAGGAUUAGGUUGGCAUACUACAACAUACGAUCCUACAAAUCGCCCCAAGUCAUCACUCGCAGCAUCCCCUCGCGUAAGGAUACUGGUACCGAAAGGAUCAGACUUGG
Messenger RNA from Mollisia scopiformis, 848 nucleotides. RefSeq lists its product as uncharacterized. The transcript has 3 exons. The coding region runs from base 92 to 565 and encodes 157 amino acids. The record is from RefSeq and is a predicted model, not a curated record. NCBI's taxonomy places the organism in Eukaryota, Fungi, Ascomycota, Leotiomycetes, Helotiales, Mollisiaceae.